Zophobas morio is the source of this 2630-nucleotide messenger RNA. It is a transcript of the gene Esyt2, whose product is annotated as Extended synaptotagmin-like protein 2. Lineage: Eukaryota; Metazoa; Arthropoda; Insecta; Coleoptera; Tenebrionidae. The record is from RefSeq and is a predicted model, not a curated record. The transcript is spliced from 16 exons. The coding region runs from base 122 to 2494 and encodes 790 amino acids. Gene Ontology annotation, biological process: lipid transport. Gene Ontology annotation, cellular component: endoplasmic reticulum membrane; extrinsic component of cytoplasmic side of plasma membrane. Gene Ontology annotation, molecular function: calcium-dependent phospholipid binding; phosphatidylcholine binding; calcium ion binding.
ACUGAAAUUUUUUAGUGAUAAGCCGCAGUUGUUGUUUGGCCGGCGAAGAGUACGUGGUGCUUGAAUCCGGUGGGGAGCGAGCACGAUUAAUCAAUUGAUCCGUGAAGGUUCUAUUUUAGUAAUGAGUGUCAGCAAGGAAGAAGCGAUGGAGAAGAAAACCGAUACUUCUGGAAUUUUGAGCAUUAUUUUUAGCGCCGUGAAGAAGGCCUCCGUUGUCGGGAUUGUGUACUUGGCGGGGUACAUGCAAUGGUCUGUGGCGUGGUUCAUAGGACCCAUCGUGCUCUUCGUAAUCAGGGACCAGUGGAAGAAGGCCAGCGAUAGAAAAAGAACUAUUGCGAAAGCUGCAGCUUUGGCCAGUGAGAAAGACGUUGUUCUUGCAAGGCUAGGUGAUCUACCAGCUUGGGUAUUUUUCCCCGACAUCGAGCGCGCAGAGUGGCUUAAUCGAAUAAUCAAACAAGUAUGGCCGAACGUCAACCACUACGCGCGAGAUUUAAUAAGAGACUCGAUCCAACCCAACCUCAGAGAAGCACUAGAAGCUUAUAAACUAACAGGGUUCAAAUUCGAAAGAAUCGUUUUAGGCACCGUGCCUUUCCGCAUCGGAGGCGUCAAAGUCUACGACAAGAACAUCGCCCGCAAUGAAAUCGUCAUGGACUUGGACAUCUUCUACGCCGGCGACUGCGACAUCACUUUUUAUUUGGCCGGGAUCAAGGGCGGCAUCCGCGAUUUUCAGCUGCACGGGAUGCUCCGCGUGGUGAUGAAGCCUCUCAUCACCACCAUCCCGUUGGUGGGUGGUCUGCAGGUGUUCUUCCUCAACAACCCCGAUAUAGACUUCGAUUUGAUCGGCAUCGCUGAUUUGUUAGACAUGCCCGGGUUAAGCGACAUCUUGCGGCGGAUCGUCGUGGAAACUGUGGCUUCGAUGAUGGUGCUCCCCAACAAGUUCCCCAUCAAGCUGAGCGACGAAGUCGAAGCUAUUGAAUUGAAGGCACCAGAGCCUGAGGGUGUGCUGCGUGUCCACGUGGUGGAGGCCAAGCACUUGAUGAAAAAGGACAUCGGGAUGUUGGGUAAAGGUAAAUCUGACCCUUAUGCAGUCAUCACUUUAGGUGCGCAGGAGUUUAAGACUAAGGUGAUCGACAACAGCGUCGAUCCGAAGUGGGAUUACUGGUGCGAGGCGCAGAUUAGCUCGAGCGAGUCACAGUUAUUAACCGUGAAUGUGUGGGAUUGGGAUCCUGGGUUGCUCGGUGCCGAAAACCACGACUACCUGGGAAGGGCGACCGUUGAGGUUUCUAACAUCGUCAAGAAGGGUCAAGACGACAUGUGGAUUACCCUUGAACAAGCCAAACACGGAAUGGUACACUUGCGUCUAACGUGGCUCACUCUGAGCGACGACUACUCCGAUCUGAAAGCCGCUCUAGAAGAAACCCAACAGUUGAGGAUCACCACCAUGAGCACCGCACUCUUGACCAUCUUCAUCGACUCGGCCAAGAGCCUACCACAGGCAAGAGCAAGCACAAAACCCGACCCUUACGCAGUCUUGAAAGUCGGCAACACCACCCAGGAGACCAACGUCUUGAUGAGGACCAUCCACCCCGUGUGGGAACAAGGGUUCACCUUCCUGGUAGCCAACCCGGAAUCGGACACCCUCUACUUGACAAUCAUCGACAAGAAAACCACCAACGACCUCGGCCAAAUCACCUUCAACAUCAGCAAACUGUCCAAAAAAACCCGAAUGGAAAUCCACAAGGAGCCAUUUUCGUUACUAAAGUCUGGACCAGAAAGCAAAAUCAUCUGGUCAAUGCACUUGAGGGUUUUAAAACACGCGGAACCGGCGACCGACGUCGACGAGGAGGACACCGCCUUGCAACGAAGCGACUCUAAAGUUUCCACCGGGUCUACGGUGCAGGAAGUCCCUCAAACCCCCGACGUCAAACCGGAGCCGAUAAUCGAACCCAAAGAAACCCUCGACGAUUUGCCGCCGAACUUCGACGAAGCCACCAAAGUGGUAACUGGGCAGUUGGCAGCCACUCCCAGCAGCGAAGGCAGCGACUUGGUCCACAGGAGCCCCAGCAUCACUUCGUCCACCGGAAUCCACCAACUCGGUCGCAUCCAGCUCACCAUACGUUACAGCAUCCAGAGGCAGCGCUUGAUCGUGGUCGUCCACAAGGUGGCUAACAUACCACAGAAGGAUCAGUCCGAUAUUCCCGACCCCUACGUCAAGCUGUAUUUGCUUCCCGAGCGAGCUAAAGAUACCAAGAGGAAGACGCAAGUGAUUAAGGAUAACUGUGACCCGGUGUUCGACGAGACGUUCGAGUACGUGUUGUCGCAGGGAGAAUUGCAUACUAAACAGUUGGAGGUGACGGUGGCGUCACAGAAGCAGCUAUUUUAUGGCUCGGGCAACGUCUUGGGGAUGGUUAUUAUCGACUGCGAGAAGUUGAACGUGAACCAGCCGUACACUGCGUGGUUCGAUUUGUGUCCCGAGUCGGAGUACGAGCGCUGAAAGUUUUAUAUUUAUGGGGUUUUGCUCUAAGUGUUUAAGUACUUAAGCCUAACUACAGAUGUACUUUAUGUUUUUAUCUUUUUCUAUGUUGUUAUAUUGUAUUUAUGCGAAUAUACGAAUAAAGUGAGCCAAAGCA